AUGGCCAUCCCUUUCAUCGGUCGACUAAAUAUACGUGACCUGGAACUGAUGGCAUUGCGCAGCAUUGAAUAUUUGGCUUUGGUAGGGUCGUUUCUCCUGGUCGGACUCGAAGCUAUCAUCCGCGUCUUGACUCUGGCUCUACCUUCGCCACUCAUCCAUCUCUUCUAUAGAGCUUCCCGUCGUCUCUUCCACCGGUUCUCCGCCCCGGCGAACAAGCGCGUAGAGCAGCCAAUCUCGACGUCCGUGAGAGACGCCUCUGACUUUGUCGACCUCUGCCACCUGUAUGGUUACGAAGCCGAGGAGCACGUCCUUCAGACCAAAGAUGGAUAUCUUCUUGGCCUACACCGCCUGGCCUGGAAAAAAGGAGAGGAGGGGCAGAAGGUCAACAGUGGUCCCGGAAGCUUGAAGAAGAAGGUCGUGUAUCUUCACCAUGGUCUACUGAUGAACUCGGAAGUCUGGGUCUGCUUGACAAGCGAACAGCGAUGUCUUCCUUUUGUGCUCGCUGAGCAGGGCUACGAUGUUUGGCUUGGUAACAACCGUGGCAACAAGUAUUCCAAGAAGUCGGUACAUCACUCGCCCAAGUCGCCUGAAUUCUGGAACUUCUCCAUCGACGAGUUCGCUUUUCAUGAUAUCCCAGACAGCAUCGCUUACAUCCUCGGGACGACGGAGCAGGAGAGCUUGUCAUACAUUGGCUUCUCACAAGGGACUGCGCAGGCCUUUGCCACCCUUGCAAUCCACCCAAAGCUUAACCAGCAGGUCAAUGUGUUCAUCGCUUUGGCACCGGCCAUGUCACCUGCCGGCCUUUCUAAUGGAAUCGUCGACGCCUUGAUCAAGGCCUCGCCUCAGGUUUUGUUCCUCCUCUUCGGUCGUCGAUCUAUUCUCAGCUCAGCCACCAUGUGGCAGUCCAUUCUCUACCCUCCCAUCUUUGUUAGAUUCAUUGAUAUGGGUCUUUCCUUUUUGUUCAACUGGCAGACGAAAAACAUAACUCUCAGUCAAAAAUUCGCCGCAUACCCGCACCUCUACUCUUUCACCAGUACGAAGAGUGUGGUUCACUGGUUUCAGAUCAUUCGGAACAAGUCUUUCCAGAUGUACGACGACGACGUCCACCCCCCUGUCUCGAUUAGUUCCUCGAGCAAGUACACCAAGGUCGCCAAGUAUCCCACGCGAAACAUCAAGACGCCCAUCGUCCUUGUGUACGGCGGCAGCGACUCGUUGGUCGAUAUCAAGGUCAUGAUCAAGGAACUCCCACCGCAGACUGUAGCUACCGAGAUCCCUCAUUACGAACACCUUGACUUCCUGUGGGGCCGCGAUGUUGAUGCCCAAGUCUUUCCUCACGUCUUUGAUGCCCUCGACAGUUUCACGGAUGCUCUGCAUACCAAAGAGGAGUACGACCGGUACCAGCUCGCGAGACAGGAAAGUCUCCUGGGCUCUGGGAACGCUUAUACUAAGCACGCAUACAAGGAAAGCGAUGUGUCUGCUAGUGAUACCUCAAACACUGCGGACGAGGGACAAAAUGGCAACGGUCUCGACACGUCCUCCCCACAGAACAAGACUCGAGACCGCCCCUCGGCAAUCCCAUCACCCCAUCACACCACCAGGAUGCGGACCCCUUACUCCCAGGUUGUGAACGAAGACGGAUCACCGUCGCCAUCCCCGGAUAGACCCAGCAGCCGUGCAGCUGAGGGGGAAGAGAGGCCCGACAGCCCACUGGACAUGCGUGAUUCGCCGACAGCCAAGCUUAAAGGUAUCGGCGUCCGACGAGGAAGUGGAGGAAGCCAUCUCAGUCUGGACAGCAUGCGCGAGGGUCGAGGGAUAAGUCUUGGCACGAGCAAGGCUCUAGGAGGUGUAGUCACUAAGAGCCCGAUCGAUGCUAAGGGGCUAGGAAACGCCAAGGCAGACGAAAACAAGAGUGGAAAGAAGAAGAAGCGUGUGACAGUUGCGCCGUAG
Colletotrichum graminicola M1.001 is the source of this 1947-nucleotide messenger RNA. Its product is annotated as ab-hydrolase associated lipase region. NCBI's taxonomy places the organism in Eukaryota, Fungi, Ascomycota, Sordariomycetes, Glomerellales, Glomerellaceae. The record is from RefSeq and is a predicted model, not a curated record. The coding region runs from base 1 to 1947 and encodes 648 amino acids. The transcript is spliced from 5 exons.